Messenger RNA from Rhineura floridana, 2340 nucleotides. It is a transcript of the gene LSMEM1, whose product is annotated as leucine rich single-pass membrane protein 1. The transcript has 4 exons. Lineage: Eukaryota; Metazoa; Chordata; Lepidosauria; Squamata; Rhineuridae. Bases 155 to 598 code for a protein of 147 amino acids. The record is from RefSeq and is a predicted model, not a curated record.
UUUAGCCGAGACACUCCAAUGGAGUUUCAGAGGACAUGGGGAAUCGCAUACAAUGUUUUCUGCUGGACCAUAAUACUGGAAUUCUUCUGAAUUAUUUAGCAUUAGAAUCUGAAGAAUUAUUCUGUGUUAAGCUUGGGUAUGCUUAAAAUGUGUGAUGGGGAGUUCUUCUGCUGAAAGUGACUUACAAAACUCUCAUGAAGAAGGAAAACUUUAUGCAGUUGAUUCUUUAAACAACUUAAAUGAACAAAAUCUUUCUGUGGCUCAAUCUCAGCACCAGGCAGUCUGGGAAGAGAACUUAGACAGUUGGAGCUGUUUGACAAUGCAAAAUGGCAUGAGAUGCCAAAGUUGGUUCUUUGUCACAUUGAUCAUAACUUUAAUUGUCAGCUUGGCACUCAUUUCCUUUGUAAUAAUCCUGAUAGUUCACACUGGAGACAAGAUAGAUGAAGUUUCAAGGAAAAUAGUACUAGAAAAGAAGAGCAUUGAUGAUCUUAAGAAAUUAAAUGUCAUGAUUUUACAACACCUUAACCAGACAGAAUUGAUCAAGAAUUUAGGAAACAUCAGCAUAAUGCAAGCAAGGCAACCAAGUCCAGGCUAUUGACUAGAGAAUGCUGAGCUGUUGGAAGCAUCAUGAGAGUGGGUCACUCUUCACAAUAAAAUCCUAAAAUCUUCAACAUAGUUUUUUAUUAAUCAUUCAUUCUGUAGGUUCCAUAACAGAGUGAGUAUGAAAAAGUAGCUUGCUGAAAAUUUGUUUCUGUAACUAUGGACUUUUCUGUAGCAUAAUACAGUUCUAGGUUCUUGCUAAUUCCUAUGGUUAUUGAUAAAUGGAUGGAUAAGAAUGCAAAUGACUGAUUUUGAGGUGCUGCAUCUAGGUCCCACAACUAGGUUACAUGAAUAUGGUGUUAACAUUCUGUAUUAUGAUUCCUAUUUCUAACUGAAUAUAGAGAACAGAAAAAAUAGCACCUGCUCUCGCUAAGACUGCAUAUGUUUGUUGAUGCACAUCAUAAAGUGUCUGCUACAUCUUGUAUUAUAAAACAUGCAAGUGAAUGAAUAUGGGAUUUACUACUUUGCAAAGCACAUUUUCAGUUUUUAAUUAUAAAAGUGAGGGUUUAAGGUGAGACUUGAUACGCAUCUGUAGAAAUGUCAGGCUGACUUACACACAUGUACAUCAUAUGCCUUCUGUAUAUAAGUGUUCCAUGUAUGCCAUGUCACAUUUAAAUACACUUCCUAUGUGUGUUUGCCUAUUAAUAUGUAAUGUUCACAUGCCAACAAUCAGUGGCUUACAGGGCUGCACCACUGGCAUGCUAACACUAUGCACAAUGAGUAACAACCAGAUGUGACUCACAUAUUGUAUAAAUAAGGUUUAAUUUAGAGCAUAAUGAGAAUGCAUUUCAAAAUAAAGCAAAAGUCAUUGUCAAAAUGGUACUGAAACAAACAUUUCUGAAAUCAUGACAACUCAACAGCUGCAAAAAUCAGAUGCUUAGCUCAGAGUCCGGUUCUGGCAUGAUUACAGUUCAUACAUCAUGCCAAAAGGGGAAAGAAUCAACAUUUUACAGGGUGCAGUGAAUCUGAGCUUUACAACAAAAGGUUCACAUACAGACCUGAAUAAUAAACAACUACAUUUAGUUAUCAGAACCAGCUCCAGGGUCUUCAGUUCACGAAUGAAUUUAUAGAAUUUUUAUAUUUCCUAACUUUUUGCUGUCAUCUCUGCUACUUUGCCACUAUUUGAAAAGCACUUCACAAUCCACUGAUUUAAAGUCCUGAAUAGCAAAGAGCUUAAUCCAAAGAAAUCAGACUCACAUCCAUGAAGCUCAUUUAUACUUUUGAAGAACACACAGUUCUGCAAGUAAUAAAUCAAUCAAUAAUUAUGGCUCCUUUUGUUUCCCAAUUGUAUCCUUUUCUUAUCAGUCUUUUGCUCCACUGUACUGUCUUUGAGGAAUAUAGCUUACUUGCAGGGUGACAUCAUUUUUGAGCUUAAAGAAACUGUUUCCCUUAGGAUUCAUAGUAAUUUCUGAAUCAGCUGAAGUUUGGGUUUAGAAUGGAAAAAGGGGAAAUGGCACCACAUUACCACUGCAUUGCAGGGCUAAAAGGAAUCUGAAGGCCAUUUUGUCCAAUUUCUUAAGAUAAGACAAGCAUAGUGUUAUAAACUCUCCUUCCAAGUGGUCAUAAAUUGUUCCUGGGGCUGGGCUACAGGGUUUAAUUUUUUUGGAUGAAAGAAUACUGUGAUGUGGAGUUUUAUGGUAUCUUUUUAUAUGAACAUAUUGGCAACAAACAAGUGCUCUUUCAGCAAGUAGCAAUGCCACUGAUGUUGCAUCAGAUCCCCAGGAAGCAAAUAAACUCUCA